AUGCCAAAAAAGCGCCCGGAAGAGCUGAUUGACUAUUAUGGUGCCACAUUUGACCAUCUCGUCCCGGCUGGGGAUAUCAACCCUGAGGUGUUACAGAUUAACAUUAUUGAGAUUGAGGAUGAUGGUGGUGUUUAUGCGAAUACAUGGCUUUCGUUUGCGGUAGAUCCGACUGAGUUUAUUGGGAAGAGGGUACUGGCAGUGCCGAGAUGUUGCCAGAAGAGAAAGGGGACUCAGGAUCGCUGGCGGGUGAAUGCAAUGGGGGACUAG
Messenger RNA from Penicillium roqueforti, 267 nucleotides. RefSeq lists its product as uncharacterized. The transcript is spliced from 2 exons. The record is from RefSeq and is a predicted model, not a curated record. Bases 1 to 267 code for a protein of 88 amino acids. Lineage: Eukaryota; Fungi; Ascomycota; Eurotiomycetes; Eurotiales; Aspergillaceae.